AUGGAUCCUACUAAGCGCCAUCCAUUGGCCGUGGGCCUGCCAAUUCUGUCAUUCUUCUCUAUCACUCUCGGCAUCCCGCCGCUGCUUCUACAUGCAAAGAACCGCAAUUUCCCUGCAACAAGUCUGGUAUCCUGGUCAAUUCUGCUCAACCUUUUUAACAUCAUCAAUGCCUUGACUUGGCCAAACGACGACGUGGACUCCUGGUGGGAUGGUGCCGGCCUCUGCGAUAUCGAACUCAAGUUCAUGGUUGCCGGCUAUGUCGGUGUCCCAGGAUCCCUGAUGUGCAUCUUCCGUUCUCUAGCAAUUGUCCUGGACACUGAUCGGGCGACGUUGGUCCCAAGCAAGGGCCAACGCUGGCGCAAUCGAUUCAUGGACAUGUUGUUCUGCGUGGUGGUCCCAGUCAUUGCAAUGAUCACCCACAUCGUCUGGCAGAAGAGUCGAUACUUGCUAUACUCCAUCUCAGGAUGUGUAAAUGACUUUGACGAGAGCUGGGUCAGCCUCGUACUGGCAUUCAUCUGGCCACCGGUAAUCUGCCUCGCCGCAGCGUACUACUGCUGUCUGGUCCUCUUGCGCAUCCACAAAUACCGCAGCGACUUCGCAAGCAUCGUCCGCGCCUCCAGCAGCAACCUCAGUAAAUCGCGCUUCCUUCGCCUCUUCUUCCUAGCCCUCUCAAUGUUAAUCUGCAUCCUCCCACUGCAAGCCUACGUCGUCUACGCAGACAUCCACCUCUCCUUCCCCUGGCACCCCUACUCCUGGAAUAGAAUCCACAAUGGAAACUGGUCCACAAUCAACAAAGUCGCCACCUACGGCGUCGUCUUCUUCGACCGCUGGACCCCCGUCGCAUCGGGCUUCAUGAUCUUCAUCUUCUUCGGCUUCGGCCGUGACGCUGCCCGCAUGUAUCGCACUACCUGCUGGUAUCUAGGGUUGGGAUAUUGUUUCCCCAGUAUCACCGCGCCGGCAGAUUCAAACGCCACCCCGCUCCACCCCCAUACCAAUGGCCAUGUCUCUACAUCUACAACCCUCGUCGAGACGAUUAGCUCCAAGGCGAGGUCUUUCUUCUCCAGACCUAAGAGCAGGAACAUGCAUCAGCAUCAACGUGAACACCAACAGCAUAUGGGUGUAUUCAAUUCAACACGCGCUACCUACAACGACCUCGAAAAGGGUGGGGCGCAGCCAUCCCAUCUGACUUCCGCCCAUAGUACAUGCAGUACCCACGAACCAGCCAAGAAGACCUUCUGUGAUAAGUUCCCAUUCUCUCUGUUCCGUCGUCAGUCUGCCAGGCACGAAUCUGAUGCGACUUUGCUGGACGAUCUCUCUGUUCCGUCGCACUCGCGUACUGUUUUAACCAAUGCCUGGGCUGGAAGUUCGCGUGGUAGUCGGGAUUACUCGGCUGGGCCUUCGUCUGCUUCCUCGCCGCCGCCGCAUCAGCAGAGUUACAUUCAUGUUAAGAAGGUUAUUAGCCAGCAGAGUGAGAUUCAGGUUUGA
Molecule: messenger RNA, 1485 nt
Organism: Penicillium canescens
Lineage: Eukaryota; Fungi; Ascomycota; Eurotiomycetes; Eurotiales; Aspergillaceae
Product: pheromone receptor
Exons: 2
Coding region: 1-1485 (494 amino acids)
Biological process (GO): G protein-coupled receptor signaling pathway
Cellular component (GO): membrane
Molecular function (GO): mating-type factor pheromone receptor activity
Source: RefSeq, a predicted model, not a curated record